Closterium sp. Yama58-4 is the source of this 921-nucleotide messenger RNA. The record is from the annotation of a GenBank genome assembly. Lineage: Eukaryota; Viridiplantae; Streptophyta; Zygnematophyceae; Desmidiales; Closteriaceae.
AUGGCUGCCACAGCAACACCACUUCCUGAAUCAGUUGUCCAGCAAUUUCGCGAAUUGGAUCGUGUUCGACGGGAGCAGGACGUUGUUGUGAAGAAAAUAAAUAAAAUCCACUCUAAAUUAAGCCAAACCCCACGAGAGACGGCAGAACGCUUUGGAGAGAAGCUGUGGAUAAAGCUACGGGGAUUCUACGUCGAGGCCAAACGCCUUGCAGAUCUUGAAGAAAGUCUCUGUACCUCUUGCAUCAGAGAACUCGAUCCGUCACAAGUUUCAGCCAUUUCAGCUCCGCACGGAACCAAAAAGAAAUCAGAUGGCCCUUUGGAAGGUGGGAGGAAGAAGCGCCAACGCACAGUUUCAGUCGCUGAUGGAGCAGCCGGUGGAGACGGCGGUCCAGGAAAUUCUCUAGGGCUGAACUCAUCUGCUGCUGGCUUAAAUGAUGGCGCUUCUGCAGCGUCAGCUGAUGCCCUGACACGGGUUGUGGUGGGAGAGCAGGUCGCAGCACGAGUGUCUGCCACUGAGGAUGGCAAGGAUGAAUGGAUUGUUGUAAAGGUUCUCCGCAUCGACCGGGAGGCGAAUAGGUUUGACGUGAUUGAUGAGGAGCCAGGGGAGGAGGAUGAGGGUGGGCAAAGAAAGUACCGCCUGUCUGGCUCCUGCAUCAUCCCGUUCCACAAGCGCAAUGAGUGGAUGUCAGCCUCCGACUUUCCUCCUGGGUCCAGAGUGCUCGCGGUUUUCCCCAGCACCACGGCACUUUAUCAAGCAACAGUUGUUGGGCAACCACGCAAGCGGAAAAGCGAUGACUACUCAUUGGAGUUCGAUGACGAUGAGGAGGAGGGCGUGGAAGGUGUACCUCGCAGAACUGUCCCAUUCAAUCAUGUCGUAGCACUCCCCCCUCCUAACCCUAGGUCAUACACUAACCGGCAAUAG